ACAGACCCAUAUAUGUAAAUUGGUUUGUGUUCAUUUGGUCCAAGAUUAUAUGGCGAAUCGAUUUGGAAAUAGCUCACACUAAUUGUUUGUGUCAAAUGAUUGUUUGUUGUAAUGAAAUACAGGAAAUGGAAUUCCGAAAUUAUUGCGCGAAAAUCAACGACAUGACAGCACGAGUCAGAAUGGCUGAGAAUGGUGCACAGUUGGUUAGCAGACUUGAAGGGCGACAGUCAUUGAGGGACAUUGAACCCAGUAUCUUUCCUGUCGACGGUGGUCCAGGUCAAGGUGACGUCGUGGAGUUUCAUGGCUCGGAGGGCACAGGAAAGACCGAAACCUUGUACCACCUCAUCACCCGCUGCAUCAUGCCAGUCCAGAGUAGAGGUCUGGAGGUGGCGGUGGUCUUCGUUGACACGGACUACCACUUUGACAUGCUGCGCUUAGUGAGCGUUCUGGAGGGGCGUUUGGCUGAAGACUGUAAGGGGGGUGAUGGCUCUGAAAAUGAACCUGAGGAGAGGGUGCGUUCAUGUCUGGGCAGGCUGUCUGUAGUGCACUGCAACAGCUCAGUACAGCUCCUCCUAACCCUUCACUACCUCGAAAACACCUUUUCCAGCCAGCCCUCCCUCGGCCUUCUGAUCAUCGACAGCAUUUCUUCCUUCUACUGGGUGGACCGAUUCAGUGGCGGCGAGAGCACUGUUUGUCAGGAGGCUAACCUGAGGAAGUGUGCCGAGCUGCUGGACAGACUCCGCAGAAACUAUGGCAUUGUGAUUUUUGCAACCACUCACGCCAUAAUGAGGAACUAUGGAUCUGAUCCAGGGGUGUCAGAAGUGCCUGGCUCAUCAUCAUCUCGCAGGUGGAGAUCAGCUGAUAGUGUUACAGACUUUGACAAGCCAUACCUGUGUAAAGCAUGGCAGAGAAUAGUAACUCACAGAAUGCUGUUCACUAAAAGUCAUGUGUCGAAGGACAACAAGCAGGUUUUCUCCACAGCAUGUACCAGCAUAAUGACCAAAGGUGUCAAAAGAUGCUCGUUUCAUGUCAUGGAGGACGGUAUUAAAUUUGUAUGUGACAAGUGAA
Messenger RNA from Carassius carassius (crucian carp), 1068 nucleotides. RefSeq names its product X-ray repair complementing defective repair in Chinese hamster cells 2 (gene xrcc2). Gene Ontology annotation, molecular function: four-way junction DNA binding; ATP-dependent DNA damage sensor activity; ATP binding. Gene Ontology annotation, biological process: DNA strand invasion; double-strand break repair via homologous recombination. Gene Ontology annotation, cellular component: Rad51B-Rad51C-Rad51D-XRCC2 complex; replication fork; centrosome. Lineage: Eukaryota; Metazoa; Chordata; Actinopteri; Cypriniformes; Cyprinidae. The transcript has 4 exons. The record is from RefSeq and is a predicted model, not a curated record. The coding region runs from base 96 to 1067 and encodes 323 amino acids.